GAAGAGAGCCACCAUGGACGCCGAGUGUAGCUUCGUUCACGGGCGGUAGCAACCUGUCGCACAACUCUCACGGCAGCAUCGGCGGCCAGCAGCAGCAUUUAGCAACCUUCCAGGAUUCGCGCAAGACCCAAACCCUCGAUCCCAAGAACCUCGCCAACCUAAAACGUGGCCCGACACCCGCCUGGAACCAGACGGGCCGACCCUUGCCAGUGCCCAAUCCCAGCACCAACAACAGUUGGGACAUAGAGGCACACUCGCGCAGCAACAUGAACCAGUUCCGCUCGCUCGUGCGCAACAAGGCACCGGGAUCGGUUCGCAUUCAAGACCAGCAGCAUCACCAGCAGAAUCAGCAGCAGUCGAUGCAGGACCAGGUUCGCACCCUCGAUAGGAACUUCUCUAGGGCGCACAGCAACGGCUAUGACGGAAGUCAUUCCGUAGGGGUCGGAAAUAACGCAGGCAGCACCGUGCCCAAUAUGUACGGUACGUACAAUUGGAGGCACGACAAACACCAGCAACAUCAGCAGCAGCAGCAACAACAGCAACAACAGCAGCAGCAGGUGUCGACGCUCAGUCAAGUACAGGGAAGCGAUCCUAAUCUGUACGCUGUUACCGAGCUGUAAGCUGUGUAUUAGGCCAUGCGGUUUUUAGGAUAGACAGCGUAUCUUUUUACAAUAUCUUUUCUUAGAUACAAUUUUGAAAAGGAUUGCUAUUCUUUCACAAAAGGGUAAUAAGAGAAGAUUACUAAAAGAAACGUAGUCUUGGCUCAGACUAAUCUGGAAGGGGUGGAAUGUAUUGCAAGUCGUUGCGCAAUUGUAUUUUUAAACUAUUCCUUGGACUGUUUUUAAUUUUUACUGCUACUUUUUUUUGGAAAAUAAUUUUUCUAAUAUUGCAAAACCAAGAAUUUACAUAAAAUGAUUCGUGAUCUGCUUUUGUGUUUUACCGAAUUAAUUUAUUUCCACGCUGAUUUUUUUAUGUUACGUUGAUAAAACGUGAUUUAAAAAGCAGUUGCUCAGCGACGGUACAAGGGAAAAAGUAGAAAAAUACAAAAAAAAAGUCUUACAUACCCUGUAACAGCGUAAUUGCGUUAAAGCGUCUGUGCGUUCAGUUGGUGGUGGUGGUGGCAGGUGAGGGCUUUUUUUCCUUUAGUUCAACGCGAUAAGUGUAUCGAGCGAGAAACCAAAGAGCGAAAAGAGGGGGCGUUUAAAACCUCGGAAAUCGAAGAAGAUGAAAAAAUUAAAAACGAGAACCUUUGAAGCCUAAGAGAUGUUCAUCGAAUAGGAAGACAAAGGAAGUAGUAGGAGGGAAAUUUAAUCGAAGAUUAACUAGGCGUAUUACACGUAUAUCGAUUGUAUUUGUAUAUCAUGUACAGUGGCCAUGAUAGAGUUUGUUUAUCUAUUUUGUCCUAUUAUCCUUACGAGUAUGCAUUUAUUAUAUAGUUUAAUAAGAGAAAAUGAAGGAAGGAUUUUAUAGGACCGUUACUUCGACACUUUUUAUACUUGAGAUCUAUAUAAACGUACUUUACGUUAGAUCCUUUAAGGUUUUAUCAUUGAUUUAUAAUGAUAUAAUUUAGUUGUAGUUUUGAUUAAUAUAAUGAUUAUAUUAUAAAUGUGAGAAGUAUGGAUUAUGUGUUACUUUUAUACCAUAAUUGCUAUUAAGAAGUGCCGAAGUAUCGUUAUCUAGCCACUUCCUAGAAAUAAUUUUAGUAUUUUUUAAGUUUUGUAAAUGAGUUCCACGUUCGUGUAUCCGAUGUGUAAUUUGAUAUCGAAAUGUUUAAAACAAAAGACAUUUGUUGUAAUUUUUUUAAGAACUUUUUUUACUACGAAGAUUGAACCUAGCACGACAUAAUGACGUGCGUUGUAACACAAAUUUGGUGAGCGUUUUCUUUUUAACGUAAGAGACCGUAAGAAAAGCGAUAUUAAUUGAAAAUUCACGUGAAAGGUAUACCAAGAGACACUUUUUUAUACAAUCUUUUUACACUUUAAUAUUGAAAAGAAAGGAGUAAGGAACAAACGCGUGAUUUGAUAAAGACAGCGUUAACCAAGCACACAUAUACACAAUUUAUUUUCCGUUAAAAGUUCGAUGCAUUUAUAAGGAUUAUUUAUGCUAAAGUUAUAAUAAUAGAGAAGCUAAGAGUUACCGCACGAUAUAAAGACGUUACACGAGUGAUAAAGAGGAAGUAAUUUAUUGCAUUCAAUUCAUAUAAGACUUUCGAAUUAUAAUGAAAAAUAAAUAACGAAGGAAAAUAUGAAAAAAAAUCUAUUUCAAAGUACUGCCGUUCCUUGCGUGAACACCCGUCUUAAGUACAAAGCCCAAACCGGCUGAUCUUUUUUUAAUUAUUAUUAUUUCCUUUUUUUCUACGACAUUGUAUCGAUAAAAGUUAUUUAAAAAAUGAUGAUAAUAAUAUUGUAACGAUAUAGAAUAACCGACUGAUUGAUUUUUACGAAACGCGCGAGCUAUAGGAAAAUAAAAGAAAACGAUAUACCUUUGAGGUUUCAUUCCAUAAAAUGUCCGCUUAUCUUAAAAGGUUUCGAAAAGCAUACCCUAAACUGUAUAUUGUUAAUUUUAUAUUUAUAAUAUUGUGUUAGAUUUUUCUUUCCUUUUAUAUAUUAGAUUAAAUAAAAUUCACUUUAUCUCCCAUAAGUAUAUUAUAUGUGAAGAAUAAGGAAAAUUUUGUAUAAAGCAUUAUUUAAAUAAAAUUUAUUUGGUCUGAACAAAGACAACUUUUUCUAUUUUCCAAAAUUCGUACACGUAUUUAAAUGUGAAAACAAAUAUAAAAUUAACAAUCGAGUAGUAUGGUUUUAGAUUUGGUUUUCUGAUUACUGAUCAGUCAUAAGAGAUACAAAAAUAAGAGUAUUUCAGAAAUAAAAAGAAAACCGUGGGACCUAAAUUCAUCCGAUGGUUGUAAUAACAAAACACUCGUAAAAUAAAUGAAUGCAGACAUUUGCAACGAAAAAUCAGCGACACACGACCACUUUUUUCCACGUUUCCAUACCAUCACUUGGCCAUUCCUGUACAUAUAAAGCUCAGUGAGGAGAGAAUACAAGAAAAAUAAACAUAGUGCAUAAACGUAAUAAGAUUAUGGAGUAAAUGUGUAAAGUGUGAUACUCUUUAUCUAGUAAUGUUUUAACAUGGGCUAUGCUCAAAAAUAAA
This is a messenger RNA of Nasonia vitripennis (jewel wasp), 3150 nucleotides long. RefSeq names its product probable serine/threonine-protein kinase dyrk1. The record is from RefSeq and is a predicted model, not a curated record. The coding region runs from base 267 to 620 and encodes 117 amino acids. The transcript has a single exon. NCBI's taxonomy places the organism in Eukaryota, Metazoa, Arthropoda, Insecta, Hymenoptera, Pteromalidae.